This is a messenger RNA of Rotaria sordida, 2010 nucleotides long. The record is from the annotation of a GenBank genome assembly. Lineage: Eukaryota; Metazoa; Rotifera; Eurotatoria; Philodinida; Philodinidae.
AUGAUUGCGUUGACGACACAAGAAAGUUUGGUGUAUUCAAAAAGUCCGAUCUCGAAAGAAUCAAAAUUUCUUUGUUCACCAUCAACAUUAGAACCAGAAGAAUUUGAUAAUUAUAUUCAACAAGAAUAUGGAGCUUUUUGGGGAACAUUAAAAUUCGAAAAUUCGCUAAAUAAUUAUUCAAAUGAAGCUCGACCAUUUCUCUAUGUUGAUGAUAGUAUUGAUUUAGAUGCUCUACAAUAUUUCAUGAUCAAUGAAUGGAAAUUACAACCAGCGAAUAUUGUUAUUCCGGUUUUAAGUGGUGUAACCAAUAAUAAACCAUUCAAAAGUUUGAAAACAACUGAAACCUUAAAAAAUGGUAUCAAAAAUGCUGCCAAUGCAUCGGAAGUAUGGUUUAUUACCAAUGGUCUCACAACAGGUGUUCCACAAUUAAUUGGAGAUGCUUUUCGAGAUGAAAUUUCAAUGAGAAGAGAAGAUGAUGCAUGGACAAUAAAGAUGAAACGAGAACCGAAAAAACGGAAAACACUUAUUUUAAUUGGUAUUGUAUGUAGUGAUGAAAUCAAAGAUAUUCUGGAUUUUAAAACAGCAAAAGAUAAAUCCAAAAUGGAAGUCAAAGUUCCGCGACGAAAGCGUCAUAAAUUAUCCUUAAAUAGUGAUCAUACACACUUUAUCAUCAUCCGUGAAAAACCAAUUGGUAUGAAUUCGAAUAAUAAUUUCGAAAUAAAACCUCCAGUCAGCAAUAUGGGUGAAAAACAAUUAGAAAAAUUAAUCGAUUCAGCAGAAAGUGCAACGAAUCGAUUUCGUGAUCGUUUUGAAGAUUUUUUAUACCAAGGUAUAUCACAACAACAAUUGCCAGCAGCAACAACAAUUCCACCAGCUACCCCUGAUGGCAAUGCGACAGCGACAUCGGAAGAACCGAAUCAAUGGAGUAAAAAUGGAUUUCCAAUGGUAUGUAUAUUCGUGCGUGGAACACCGGGAACAAUCGAACUUUUAUACCGAAAAAUUCAACAAGAAGUCCCAGUGGUGAUUCUCAAAGGAACUGGAUCAGCUGCGGACAUUAUCGCUUUCGCUUACGAAGAAAUCAGUGCAAAAAAUUAUAAAGAAUAUGAAGAUAGUUAUUUGAAGGUUGAAUUAUCACGACGUUUACUCGAAGAAUAUUCCGCUUUGAAAGAUAAUAAUGUGAAACGAAAUGAAAUUUGUGAUCAUAUUAUCUACAUUGUCAAAAAAGCCGAUCAAGACAAACGCAAAUUCCUCACAUUCGUCGAUGUGAAUAGCACAACAUCAUCGUUAAAUUAUUUUCAUAAAUAUAUUCUCUCCACUCUUUUACAGUCACAAAAAAAGGCCAUGGAAAUUAAGGAGAAUUUUCAAUUGGAAGAAAAUCUUCGUCUAACACUCGAUUGGAAUCUACCGGAUUUAGCUUUGUCGGAAAUUUUUCAACAUGAUGAUAUGAAAUAUUCCAUACCAACAGAUUUAUUCGAUAAAGCCGUGUUAGGCAAGAAACUCGAACCAUUCGUCGAUUUAUUUCUUGAUCAAGAAUUCUUUUUACAUCGAUAUUUGACAUCUGAUAAAUUAGUUUGUUUGUUUAAUGAAGCUGAAGAUCGAGAAUUCUUCACAACUACAUCACUCGAAGGAAUUCUUGGUUUAACUAGAGAUGAAGAAAAAGUGCCACAAGAUUUUGUUGAACAUGGUCUUAAUAUCAUCAUUAAACGUUUAACACGUAUCGAUUAUUUCUUUAGGAGACGUGAAAUGGAUUGUUAUGCCAUAGGAGUUUAUUUUGGUCAAACAUCAGAUAAAGAAAUUCAACGACAAAGAAUACGCGCAGAGAAAAAAGCUCUUCGAUGUUUGAUUAUCUAUGCAGUAUUAAUGAAUCGACAUGAACUGGCCAUGAUUCUUUGGAAACGUUCAACGGAACCGAUUCAAAUGGCAUUGAUCUGUUAUAUGAUGUUCAAAAACUUGGCAUUCUAUUAUCGUGGAUCCGUUGAACGGGUAUUAAUCGAAAAACAGGCUAAGUGA